AUGUGGACACUGCUCCCUCACAGCGCAAACAAUGUGAGCACCGUCCCUCGGAGAAGGCACUAUAUCAAGUUUUCGUCACAUAAUGUCUCUCUGUCCCAAGCGCCGGUCGCCAGCGCACUGGAUCUAAGGCCACGUUUCAGCAAGGUGCCUCCGCAAGUAAAUACACCCUCUCGUGGUUGGCAAGAAGAUGCCCUUACAAAGAUUGUGGAUGCUAACGGGUAUGACUUGCAGGAGUCUGGCUUUGUUAAUAGUACUAAUCACACUCGCACACCCAUCCAUCACACAUUGCCACCAAAAGCUCGAUCUGAGAAUACUCCGCAGCGAAGACUCAGCACCGCUCGUGCAAAAGAGCUGAUGCAACUUCGGCAGGCACAAAAUGCACAUACGGCCCCUAUAGAUGACACAGGCAACACUUCUGGGGAGAAUGAGCAGCCUUAUGGACUCGGAGAUGGUGAUGGCCAGGAUACUGAUGUCGAUGAGUUUGACAGUGGGACCGCUUACAUGGAGGAUAACCAUGUGUCUGAUAAUGAAGAUUCACGCCACGACUCGGGCUAUGUUUCAUCUUCUAGCUACAAGGGUGAUAGACCACACAAUCACAAAAGGAAGCGCAAUGCCAAGGAUUUAUCAGAAUAUUUUUUUUCCCCACAAUCACAUGAGCCACGAUGUCCAUGCAAAGUCCACAAGAGUAAGGGUCGUGUAGCAGCGCGUGACUAUGAAGUUGCAGUCCAGCAACUCAUCAAAUUCGCCAUUGGUGAUUUUCAUGGACGGCUCGCAUCUCAGUACGCAUACCCAGAUCGCAUGACUCAAGUGUUAUGGGCCAAAGAAGCUUGGAAGGAGGCCUGCGUGUCGCAUGACAUUGAGAUAGGAUUCAAUGGAGAGAUAAUACAGAUGCUGCCUAAUCUUUCACUCGAGAUCACCUGUCGCACGUCACAUCUCACAGGUGAGGUGAAAGCUAAACUUCGCCCGCUUGCUGAGAGCAUUUAUGGGUUUGACUGCAGUACAAGAGAAUCUGUCAAGUCUAAGAAUCGCCAACUCGUGCAGGACCUCAAGGAUAAAUUUGGCCUGUGUUACCAGGAUCUUGGAGACAAAAAGAGCAAUGUUCCUCGCAGUGGCCUCUUUUGGAUGAGGUUGAAUCAGAAGGGGGCCAAUUUGAUCUGGUACCAGAACAAGAGGGACGAAGGGAUCAUGUUUGAUAAGUAUUUCACACCAUUUCCGAUUCCUGCACUGGCCUUGUUAUAUACUGCAGCUGAUGGAGAGUGCAUCGACAUCUGUUUUUCGAGCGGCGAGUACAAAGCUGUAUAUGACAAACACCUUGCCAAUCUCAAGAGAUUUCAAGUGCAAACGAAGGACCAUGGCAUACUUGAUACGAUACUCAAGGACAUCAACAACAGCGGCAGGUCGCAUGCUAGAGUAGAUCCGACCGACAUUCCACAGGGAGGCUGCUUGUCCGACAACAAGAUCAAGAACACCAUUCGGGAGCACCAGCAACAGGGCGACAACACUGGGAACGAGAGUAAUGAUUCAGAUGAGCUUGAUGGUGGAUUUGAAGAUGAUGAAAGCGAGCGCAGAUAA
This is a messenger RNA of Suillus plorans, 1572 nucleotides long. RefSeq lists its product as uncharacterized. The transcript has 9 exons. The record is from RefSeq and is a predicted model, not a curated record. NCBI's taxonomy places the organism in Eukaryota, Fungi, Basidiomycota, Agaricomycetes, Boletales, Suillaceae. The coding region runs from base 1 to 1572 and encodes 523 amino acids.